CAAAAAAAAAUAUCCGUUGGCAGCAGCAUUAAUUUCUCCAACAGCCAUAUUUUUGAAAAUCUGGACGUUGGAGACCACCUUUUCUAUAAAUUGGGACCCCCUCUCCUCACUUUUACACACACAAACACAUAUUCCUUCAAUAUCUUCACCUAUUUCAUCCUCUCUACUCUAAUUUUUUGAGAUUUCUUCACUAUGGGCAAAGACAAGAGCAGGGCAGGCACUUCCGGGAAAUCAAAGUCCAAAUCCCGGGCGCCUACAUCAUCCUCCGAGGAGCACCUCUACUAUGGCGACGGGUCAUACCUUUGGUUUGAUUCCGAGGAGGAGCGCACCCGUUUCCUCACCUUUUUCUCUAAACGGGCGCGCAAGGAGAUCAACCCGGCGCUGAUCCGGGCCUUCUACUCCAACCGCCGGCGUGAGGAUGACGUGCUCUACUCGCUUGUCAAGAGCACGCCGAUUGAGCUCACCAUGGAGCAGCUUGGGCGCAUCGCCGGCCUCCCCUUCCAAGGCGACGAUGUGUCUCACUAUGGCGGAGAGGACUGGGUGCUCAACAACGAGGGCCUUAUCCUCAACGAGGUUGGCAUCACCGAGCUCAUCUGCCAUGCCUCGGGCCGCCCCACCAUCCACUCCGCUAACCCCGAUGGCCAUCUUCUUCUCUACAUCGUCUCCCGGAUCAUCAAACCCAGAAAGCACGGCCACACCAUCAUGUCCGGUGAAGAUCUCAAGCUCAUCCAUGCGAUCAUGCACUCGGCCCCAAUCAAUUGGGCAAAGUUUGUCAUGAUCAACAUGACGAUUGCCGCGUCCACCGACCACGACCACCUCCUCCCGUACCCGUUCGUGGUGAUGGACAUCCUUGAACGGUUCAAGGUGACCACCACCGUUGGCCCACUCACAAAGGCCACGAAGAUUUGGGCGGUCAGCACCAAAACCUUGAAGAAGUGGUCGGACAACGCCGGACCUGCCACUGCCGUGCAACAGCGCCGCUCUGCUGCUGGCCCAGCCGAAGCCCAGGCCUGGGCCAACCUUGCCUCCAUCGCCGACUCCCUCAACCGGCUUCACUUCAAAGUUGACGGGAUGGAUGGCUACCUUGAGCGGCUCGACGAGGCUGUUCAACGCCAAGGGCACGCCAUGAACGCAUACUUCCAACGCGUUAACUACGUCCCCCCACCGUACCAUGGCACGUUCUUUGGGCAAGUGUACGGUGACGAGGACGAAGAGGAUGGCUCCUACGCCCCGUCAAGUUCCCCGGACGAGGACGAGUUCGACGAUGCCGUUGACGAUAUUGAGACAAAGGGAUACAGUUACACGGAGUCUGAGUCGUAGAAAGGUUUUGACGGUGCAAACGUCUUAACUUAUAAUCUGGGGGGCAAUAAUGUGUUGCUAGAUACCGCUUAUUGCUUAUAGUAUUGGUGCAGAGCCAAUACUGUGGCCAGCUUUAUAAGUGCCUAUACGGGUCACACACUUUGAACAAUUUAAGGAGUAGGAUUAAACAAUGGGAUAAUAA
Molecule: messenger RNA, 1501 nt
Organism: Cuscuta campestris
Lineage: Eukaryota; Viridiplantae; Streptophyta; Magnoliopsida; Solanales; Convolvulaceae
Source: the annotation of a GenBank genome assembly